Messenger RNA from Symbiodinium natans, 1752 nucleotides. Lineage: Eukaryota; Dinophyceae; Suessiales; Symbiodiniaceae. The record is from the annotation of a GenBank genome assembly.
AUGGCGGUGGCGUGCAGCGACUCCAGCGUGUUUCAUGAGGUGGGAUGCGACCGGCACGAAGCCACGUUGGUCGCCAGCUACUAUUGCUUUCCGCUACAAGGCUCUGGUCGAUCAGCGCUGCGCCGGGCCACCGACAAACAGAAAGCCUCUCUGUUUGGGUCGCACACUGCGUACCUCUCCGUCCGCGACCAUGGAAAGAAGUUCAAGAUGUUCUGCUGGGACCGUGGCGUUCACCGUUUCAACUAUGGUCAUCAUGCUUCCUCGGUACAGGACGGUCAGUGGCACGAGAUUGUCCUUGCUUUCAAUGGAGACUGGGCAAAACUGUACGUGGACGGUAAACGAGUCAUGCAGCACGGCGGCUGCACUCGCUUCCGCAAAGAGCUGGGGGCGAUGCGAUUCGGCUACCACCAGUGCGAGUAUUCCAGGAUAAGUUUGUGGGACCGCGAGCUCGAAGAACGGGAGAUCUCCACGGGCAAGGCAAUCUGCUCUGAGAAGGGCUUGGUUUCCCAGUACCUGAUGGCGGACAAGAAAGAUGAGAAGGGGAAAGGCCCUGACCUGCGCGUGUCAGGUGGAGACUUUGGACGGUCCCGCUGCAAAGCAGAUUCCGCGCACGGUCUCUACGGCUCCAUCAAGGUCGGCGGCAAGGAGUACCACAAGUUCUGGUGGUUUACGAAGGGCUCCUCUUGGCCCGCAGGUAAGACAGACGUCUUGGCGGACGACUUCGGCGACUGCCAAGCAAACGACCCGGUAUGCUUUCAGAAGCUGCCGAAGGAUGAUGUGGGCAACGAGUUCCUGUGGAAGUUCGACGCAUCGAACAGCGUCGCCCAUGCCGCCUUCAAAGCUUUCGUGCCCCUUGGCCGAGGGAGGGAGGGAAGGAAGGGCGGAAGGCACGGGGAGAAGACGGAGAAGCUCAGCGGCCCGGCCUGGACUCCGCAAGUGCUGAAGGACUGCCACUCCUCACUCAGCAUGGGCCACGCCAUGUGCGGCACCGGGUGCUACCCUGCAUAUGGAAACUGCCGGAUCAAGGGAGGUGUGGACAAGCUCUCGGAUCGGUCCGACACUGGAGGUGAGGGGUCUGGAAACCACUGCACAGGACCCGCGACGGACCAUGGGCUGACCCUGUACUUCCACAAGGCUGGUGGUGGCUCGAAUUAUGUCGCGGCAAGUCUCCGUGGUGACUACGUGGCGAGCAACUUUGCCUCGGGGUCCCUGGCUGACUACGACUCCCCCGGCGGCCUUGGCAGGUGGACCUUCAAGGUGUCGAGCACUCAUAUUCCCGGAAGCGGGACCGAGAAGACGCUGCAGUAUGCGACUUCAAAGAACGAGGUACGAGCGGCGAACUGCUUCAUCACCCCGCGGAGCGAAAGGACAGCCUUCGACUUGCCAGCCAUUGGCACCAGCACCGGCGUUAUCAUUUCUCCAGCGAGUAGAGAGGGGAAAGCGGACGACAACUCGCUUGCUCUGCAUACUGGCCACAACCGGAACAAGGAGUACCUCAUGGUCAAGUUCAAAGCGACACGUGAUGUGAAUGUGGCUGGUUAUGCCACAGAGCUGGGGGCGCAUUGCGGAGGUAUCGACGUGUGGAUGUACAAGGGCUCGACACUGGUAUCCUCCAGGAAUGGCCUCAACAGUGACACGCCCUUUACCUUCCCAGCCACCACCCUUGCAGCCGGCUCCACGCUCACAAUAUCCGUUGGACCGAACGGAAAUUUCGGUUGUGAUCACUCUUCCCUCUCUCUCACAAUCAACUGA